This is a messenger RNA of Sphenostylis stenocarpa, 2829 nucleotides long. The record is from the annotation of a GenBank genome assembly. NCBI's taxonomy places the organism in Eukaryota, Viridiplantae, Streptophyta, Magnoliopsida, Fabales, Fabaceae.
AUGGCAUCCAGAUUCUGGACUCAGGGCGGAAGUGAUUCCGAGGAGGAGGAGAGUGAUUAUGAUGAGGAGAUCGAAAUCACGGCGGGUGAAUCUGCUAGUCAAGCAGUGACUAGCAGGUACCUGCAGGACAAUGCUAGUGACAGUGAUGAUUCCGAUGGGCAGAAGCGUGUUGUGCGGUCGGCAAAAGAUAAGCGUUUCGAGGAGAUGGCGUCUACUGUUGACCAGAUGAAGAAUGCCAUGAAGAUUAAUGAUUGGGUGAGCUUGCAAGAGAGCUUCGAUAAGAUUAACAAACAGCUUGAGAAGGUUAUGCGUGUCACUGAGUCUGAGAAGGUUCCGAAUCUCUACAUCAAGGCGCUUGUGAUGUUGGAAGAUUUCUUGGCUCAGGCUUUGGCUAAUAAAGAUGCCAAGAAGAAGAUGAGUAGUAGCAAUGCUAAGGCUUUGAACUCCAUGAAGCAGAAGCUGAAGAAAAAUAAUAAGCAGUACGAGGAGUUGAUUAAUAAGUGUAGGGAGAAUCCCGAGAGUGAGGAGGAGAAGGAAGAGGAGGAGAGCGAGGAGGAGUAUGAGAGUGAUGAUGAGAUUAUUGAGCCGGAGCAGCUUCGGAAACCUGAAGCAAAGUCUGAUUCUGAAGCCUCUCAGUAUGAUGAUGAAAAGCCAGAUGCUGGUGAUGGUCCUUGGGACCAAAAGCUUAGCAAGAAGGAUAGGCUAUUGGAUAGACAAUUUAUGAAAGACCCUAGUGAGAUCACAUGGGACACUGUUAACAAGAAGUUCAAAGAGGUUGUGGCUGCUAGGGGCAGAAAGGGGACUGGGAGAUUUGAACAGGUUGAGCAGCUUACCUUCUUAACAAAGGUUGCUAAGACGCCUGCGCAGAAGUUGGAAAUUCUGUUCAGUGUGGUUUCUGCUCAAUUUGAUGUUAAUCCAGGGCUCAAUGGGCAUAUGCCCAUAAAUGUAUGGAAAAAAUGUGUGCUAAACAUGCUGGUCAUUCUUGAUAUUCUAGUGCAGCAUACAAACAUAGUGGUUGAUGAUUCGGUGGAACCAGAUGAGAACGAAACUCAGAAAGGGAUUGACUAUAAUGGACCAAUUCAGGUCUGGGGUAACUUAGUUGCUUUCUUAGAAAGAAUUGAUGUUGAGUUUUUCAAGAGCUUGCAGUGCAUAGAUCCUCAUACACGGGAUUAUGUUGAGAGACUCAGGGAUGAGCCCUUGUUUCUGGUUCUUGCUCAAAAUGUUCAGGAAUAUCUCGAAAGAGUUGGAAAUUUCAAAGCUGCUUCUAAGGUGGCCUUGAGGAGAGUUGAGCUCAUUUACUACAAACCACAAGAAGUUUAUGAUGCAAUGAAAAAAUUGACUGAGCUGGCAGAGGAUGGAAAUGAUGGUGGGGAGGCAAGUGAGGAGUCAAAAGGAUUUGAGGAAUCAAGAAUUCCUACUGCAUUUAUUGUUACCCCAGAGAUUGUUGCUCGGAAGCCCACAUUCCCUGAUAAUAGCAGGACCAUAAUGGAUGUAUUGGUAUCAUUGAUAUACAAGUACGGAGAUGAGCGAACUAAAGCACGUGCAAUGCUCUGUGAUAUAUACCACCAUGCUCUUCUUGAUGAGUUUUCAGUUGCCCGUGAUCUACUUCUUAUGAGUCAUCUGCAAGAUAGUGUUCAACAUAUGGACAUUUCAACGCAGAUACUUUUUAACAGGGCUAUGUCACAGUUAGGUUUAUGCGCUUUUCGGAUUGGACUGAUUUCUGAAGCACAUGGCUGUCUGUCUGAACUGUACUCUGGCGGAAGGGUGAAAGAGUUACUUGCCCAAGGUGUGUCACAAAGUCGCUAUCAUGAGAAGACUCCAGAGCAGGAAAGGUUGGAAAGAAGACGGCAAAUGCCAUAUCAUAUGCACAUCAAUCUUGAGCUCCUGGAAUCAGUACAUCUGGUAUCUGCCAUGCUGCUGGAAGUUCCUAAUAUGGCAGCCAAUGUUCAUGAUGCAAAACGCAAAGUUAUAUCUAAGACUUUCCGACGCUUGCUUGAGGCUAGUGACAAGCAAACAUUCACUGGUCCACCAGAAAAUGUCCGAGAUCAUGUUAUGGCUGCCUCUAGGUUUCUUAUAAAGGGAGACUUCCAGAAGGCUUAUGAUAUUAUUGUGUCCCUUGAUGUAUGGAAAUUUGUGAGAAAUCGAGAUGCUGUGCUUGAAAUGCUGAAAGACAAAAUCAAGGAGGAGGCAUUGAGGACAUACCUCUUUACCUUCUCUUCUUCUUAUGAAUCCUUGAGCCUGGAUCAACUUACAAAAAUCUUUGAUCUCUCUCUUUCUUGUACUCAUAGCAUUGUCAGUAGGAUGAUGAUCAAUGAGGAGCUUCAUGCGAGCUGGGACCAGCCAACUGGGUGUAUUGUUUUCCAAGAUGUUGAGUACUCUAGGCUGCAGGCAUUGGCAUUCCUGUUGACAGAGAAAUUAUCUAUUCUGGCAGAGAGUAAUGAAAGAGCAACGGAAGCAAGGAUAGGUGGUGGUGGAUUGGAUCUGCCUCUAAGGCGAAGAGAUGGCCAGGACUAUGCUGCCGCCGCUAGUGGAACAGCAUCUUCAGGUGGUAGAUGGCAAGACCUUUCCCUUUCUCAGCCAAGGCAAAGCAGUGGGCGUGCAGGAUAUGGUGGUGGUGGUGGAAGGCCAAUGACUUUAGGUCAAGCAGCCGGGAGUGGAUAUUCCAGGGACCGAAUGGGAAGAGGAACAGGUGGUGGCUAUCAGAGUGGAAGAUAUCACGAUGGUUCAUAUGGAGGUUCUGGGAGGACUGCUCAAGGGGGUUCUGCAUUGAGGGGACCCCAGGGCGAUAUAUCUACACGCAUGGUUAGCCUUAAGGGUGUUCGAGCUUAA